AUCGGGUGAAUUAUUUGUUGUGAAUUAUUUGUUUCCCUGCAGAGUCCAUUGCUCGUUCGUUUUAUCGUCUUUGGUAUUAGAACGACUCGUUUAUUUCUGUUACGUUCAAUCUCAUCUGUCCUUAUUGCUCGUGUAUGCGACUGCAAUGGCCAAAUCCUUCAUCUCUGAAGCAAGCAACCCAACUCCACGCGCGACUCAUCGUCGCCGGAGCUCUCGUCCAUCCCGUGUCCACAACCCUUUUGCUGAAAUGCCUCACUGGCUUUUCCGACCGCUCUGCCGAUCUCUCCUAUGCCCUAAGUUUCUUCUUUCAAAUCCCGGACCCGUCCGCUUUUCAGUGGAACACCAUCAUUCGGACUUGUUCUAGGAACCAUCGCCCCAGGGAAUCCCUCCAUUUGUACCACCAAAUGCGUCGAAAGGAUGUACCGCCCGACGCUUACACCUUUCAGUUCUUGUUCAAAUCCUGUGGCCUCUCGGCUUUCGUUCUCGAGGGGCAGAUGGUGCAUGGUGUUUCCGUCAAACUCUUUCCCGAACGCUACGGCCACAUCGCGAAUUCUUUGGUCCAUAUGUAUAUUGAAUUCGGGUGGAUCGAUGAUGCGAUGCGGGCAUUUGUACCGAUUGUCCAGAAGGAUGUUGUCUCGUGGACAACGAUCAUCGGAGGUCUUGUGAAGUUUGGCUCGGUGGAUGAAGCUCGGAAGUUGUUUGACAAAAUGCCUGUGAGGAAUGUGGUCUCGUGGACGAGUAUGAUAGCAGGCUAUGCUAAAGCCGGAAGGGCUGAGGAAGCUGUUCAGCUUUUCAAGGAGAUGCUAUCCGAUGAUGUCACGCCGGACACUGUAGCCAUGGCUGCUGUCCUAUCAGCAUGUGCGCGGUUGCGGGAUCUGAAAUUGGGCAAGUGGAUUCAUCAGCUUGUCAUCGAGAAGAGAAUUGGAAUCAGUAGCAAUCUCGCAGUCGCCCUAAUUGAUAUGUAUGCAAAGGGUGGAGAUAUCAAGUCUGCUUAUCAGAUUUUCGAUUCGAUGGAUCACAAGAUUGUACCAGCUUGGAAUGCUAUCAUUGACGGAUACUGCAAGAUGGGCGACAUAGACAUAGGUCGCUCGCUCUUUGAACAGAUGGAUUCCCCUGAUAUCAUCUCAUUCAACUCAAUGUUGACCGGGUACAUCCAGAGCAGUAGGCUUAAGGAAGCAUUGCUCUUGUUUGCAAAACUGCAGAUGUCUGGCUUGCGGCCAGAUAAGUUCACAUUGGUAGGCUUGCUCACAGCUUGUGCUAAUUUAGGUGUGUUAAGCAAAGGCAAAGUCUUGCAUGCUUAUGUUGAGCAGGGACUGGUAAAGCGUGAUGUUUUUCUUGGUACUGCAUUACUGGACAUGUAUGCAAAAUGUGGGAAGAUGGAUCAAGCAAUGUUAGUUUUCAAUAGGAUGGAGGAAAGGGACGCACAGACUUGGACUGUGAUUAUUUCAGGCCUUGCAAUGAAUGGAAUGGGAAAGCAUGCACUUGAGCAUUUCUGUUUGAUGAAGAAUAAGGGUUUAAGACCCAAUGCAGUAGCUUAUGUCAGUGUUCUGACUGCAUGCAGUCAUUCAGGUCUUUUAGAGGAGGGACACAUGUUUUUUGAUGAGAUGAGUAGUCUAUACAGCAUCAAACCUGAGAUUGAGCACUACGGAUGCAUGGUAGAUUUGCUUGGUCGUCGUGGACGUUUGCAAGAGGCAAUUGAACUUAUUGAAACCAUGCCGAUGGAACCAAAUGCAGUUAUAUGGGGGUCCAUGUUAAGUGCCUGCAGGCUAUACAAGAACACAGAGUUAGCAGAGAAAGCAACAAAGCAUCUCCUUGAGUUAGAGCCACAAGAGGAUGCUGUAUAUGUCCAGUUAUACAACAUAUACAUUGAUAAUAAAAGGUGGGCAGAUGCUUGCAAGAUCCGGUGCUUGAUGGAAGAGAGGGGCGUUAAAAAGACUGCAGGUUAUAGCUCGAUUACAGUAGGGGGACAGGUACACAAGUUCAUUGCUGGUGACCAGAUGCACCCAGAUAUUAUGGAGAUUCAAUCUAUGAUAGGUGAGAUGACGGAGAGAUUGAAAUUGGCAGGUUAUUCACCAAUCACAGAACAGAUAUCCGUGGAAAUGGAUGAGGAGGAAAAGGAACAGGCAUUGUUUACUCAUAGUGAGAAGAUGGCAAUUGCUUUCGGGAUCAUGAAAUUGCCAUCCAAUUUGCCAAUUCAUGUUCUGAAGAACUUAAGGGUAUGUGAGGAUUGUCAUUCUGCAAUCAAGCUAAUAUCCAAGAUCUGGAAUCGAUACAUUGUGGUCAGAGAUAGGAGCCGUUUCCACCAUUUUCGAGAUGCCCAUUGCUCUUGCAAUGAUUUCUGGUGAUCCAUUGGAUGGUUAUGCUGGUAUCCUCUAGUCAGAGUGACACAUUCUGGACAGAUUGGAGCCAUUUUAUGCGAUCUCCAAUAUUUGCAUUGCACUUGCAAUGAUUUCUGGCAAUCAUUAUAGAAAUUUCGAAGUUGUUCUGGAGCAGUUCACCCUACCAAAGAAUCUGAUGGUGUCUUCCGACCCAAGAUACAUGCUCAAGUCUACCGCAUAAGCACAUCUUAACAUGGUAGUCAUGGCUGUUAGCCUCAAGCCUAUGCAGGUCAAAUUAGAGCCAGAUCCUGCCUAAGGAUGGAUUCAAGUUUUGUACCAGAUCAGACCAAAAUCAGGGAAGUUCCGGUUCGAGCAAGCUUAAGCAAUAAGGGCAGAUGAUAUGGUAAAGUUGAUUUCCAGAGUUAGUUUUGCCCAACACCGUGCGUCUCGUGCAUGGUAGUGAACCACUACAAGCUAGAGAGAACAUCAUCAUCGGCUGCAACCUCGACAGUAUUGGUUGCAAAGGUGGACUCAUCACCGUAGAGCUUCCGAAGCAACUGCUCCAGGUCAGUAUCGAAACAAAUUUAGUACACAGUUACUACUUGUUUGUCUACUAUCUUUUAUGCUUCUUGAGAACAUGCUUAGAGAGAGUCUGAUACAUGCACGGGAACUACAUCUUCUAAAGUGUUUAGAGAAAAAGGCUAAAAGAACAAUUUGUUCCUGAUAUUAAUGUUUUGGAUAUUUCCAUAUAUAAUACACUAAGAUCACAAAUCAUUCACUUGUGUCAAGCGGAUGGGUGGUAAAGCAACAAGUUGUUCCUGACAUUAAUGUUUUUUUUGUUUUGUCUGGUUAAAAAUUAGCAUCUGUACUGUAGAGACACAGCUGAAGCAAACAAGAGAAACAUCAAGAGAUUGACUAAGCGUCGUCCCCAUCCAUAGUUAAGAUAUUAAAUAUUAGGGCACAUAUUUAUCUCACUGCCGUUUCCCCCAAGAAAGGAUUUCAUUUCUAAAUAGCAGCACGAGUCCUAAAGGUCAAUAGCUUUAUCGUUAAUGGAACACCGUGACAAAGACAUGCUUCAAAACUACUGUUGGAGAGGUCUUUUGCUGUCACGUCUUGCUGUGUUCUUUAUCAAGGAAACAGUGGUGUUGGUUGCGAGGGAUUUAUAGAAAUGAGGUCAAAGAUUAGUGCAGUUGGACGAGAGAUUCAAAGAUAGGUAAGUUCACAGCACAAUAAUAAAUCGAAUAAAUGGAUAGGACAUAAUAUUCCUGUUAUGUCUCGUACUUUGGUGCAACAAAGGAGA
Molecule: messenger RNA, 3618 nt
Organism: Musa acuminata subsp. malaccensis (wild Malaysian banana)
Lineage: Eukaryota; Viridiplantae; Streptophyta; Magnoliopsida; Zingiberales; Musaceae
Source: RefSeq, a predicted model, not a curated record